This is a messenger RNA of Daphnia magna, 3765 nucleotides long. Its product is annotated as protein MMS22-like. Gene Ontology annotation, cellular component: nuclear replication fork. The coding region runs from base 71 to 3430 and encodes 1119 amino acids. The record is from RefSeq and is a predicted model, not a curated record. Lineage: Eukaryota; Metazoa; Arthropoda; Branchiopoda; Diplostraca; Daphniidae. The transcript is spliced from 21 exons. Gene Ontology annotation, biological process: replication fork processing; double-strand break repair via homologous recombination.
CAGUCGGUUAUUUUCUUUGAGCUCACGUUGGUGUCUGUUAAUUUGUACAAAUCGUAAAUGUAUCAACGAAAUGUUUCACGAUUAUGCAGAUGAAAGCUUUCCCGAACAGUCAAUGGAAGAAAUCGCACUAAAGCGAGAUGUAAAUAUUCCGCAGUUGACGUGCAUGGGAAAAGUUAGCUUUGCAGAAGACCUAUUCCAUCCAGCUGGUUAUGUGUGCAGCAGAGAAUUUGACUCGGUGAUCAACAAUCGAGAUCCAUCUUAUUCCUUGCAUUUGGAAGACAAUGUGUUGCUAUUCAACAAAUGCUUCAUUUUUGAAGAAGCUUUUUUUAAUGAUCAUGUUUUACUUUUUACCCUUUUAAAGACAACAUAUGUGCGGAUUGAGCUUGCAGCCAAAGCAAAUCAAGUUAACUCAAUGGGCAUCCCUCCCAUAGUUAUGAGACAAAACAUUUUGAAUUUCAUGUCUUAUUUAAGAGUAUAUGUGUACAGGUUUCUGUCUGAAUUUGGAAAAGAAGAUGAGCUUACUUUACUGUAUGAGAAGCUGACAGAGAUAAUUGAAGAUGCACAUUUAUGGUUGACCUGUGUAAGUGACAUGCCAAGUGUAGUCUUUAGCGGUGGAUUGCUGAACAAUAACUCACCAGGAGCUGUAUUGUUUCACACCUAUUUCGACAUCAAAUGGUCUUUUCUGGAAAUAUCCUACAUGGCUUCUAAUUUGAGAAAGUACAGUGAAAGUUCGAGAAAAUCUCGGGAAAACUUCUUGGUUAUUUUGCAGCAGCUUGAAGAAAGCUUGUGUGGUGAUCUGCUGUAUCUGGCUAUCCGCAAAUUUCCGGAAGUGUCCCCUAAUGAUUGGUCAGGUACAGCCCCUUUCAGUUGUACGUGUAUGCGGGAGCUAUGGUUCAUGUUGCUGGUUAUUCUGAAAAGCGAAAAUUCCGUUUUCAGCGUUGUCCUGAAACAGUAUACAAGCUUAUUGGAGACGCCAGGGCAGGGAUGUGUUCAAAGUUUUAGCGAUACGAAAAGACUGAAAAUUCCAAGCAAAGAUCCAUUGGCUAUUCUGUGGCUGUUUGUCCACCUCUCUCGACUCAGUGGUUUCAGCCAGACUGGUAAUUGGGAUAGAAAUUUCUCUAGGAUGGAACCUAAUUACGAUGUGAUCAAUAAGCUAGUUCAGUUGUAUUUUACUGGAGCGGACACAACAGUUACUGAAGAUCGCUCAAAAGGACUCAUGGGCUGUCUGUAUUCCCUUUCGCACACCUGGGGCUCCAACCUGAACUUGUGCAUUAUUCUGUGGGAAUACUUCAACAAAAAACUGGACGAUAAUUUCACUCACUCUUCUGCAUUUGAUCAGUUGCCUUAUUCUUCAAGUCUUUGCUGGUACGAAAAUUUAACAGCAAAUAUUGAACCGUGGAAGAAUCUUACCGCUCGACACAACAGUUAUUUCAUUUUUCUUCGACUAUUGGGUCAUCACAUGGAGCUACUGAAUACAAAGAGCCAGGCUUCGCUAAAAGCAAGGCUAUAUGUGAAACUUCAAGGCAAGAAAAUCCAGGAAUUGAGUCUCAUGGGUCUUUAUCACAUGAUUAGUGCUUGCUUAACGGUUGUUCUCACCAGCGAAUCUUCUGAAGACAUGUGUUCAAAAAUCCUAGAAAUGUCAGCAAAUCACAAACAGAAAUUUAUUUUCUUCGUGGCUGAAAUGGUUGUACUCUUGAUCUGCGUUAGUCGGGGCCGUGAUUGCAAAGAAGUGGCCGCUUCUAUAUCGUCGCAACUGGAAAAAGUAUCGCAUUCUCUUAAAGAUGGCGAUCUCAAAGUUCGCGAAGAGCAGCGCAAAUUCGGAACAGCUUUCAUUGAAAAUUUUCAAGAAGUCAUUUUUCAAAGCAAGAAUUUUUCGCUCGGGCAGAAAACACUAAUUGAUAAACCCCUCAGGAGCUAUUUAAAAAACUGUGGCAGCUGUGAUCGAGCCGGUGUUCUCGACUCACUUUCUAACUUGUUAAAGAAGCUCCGUAACACACCAGAUACUUCCGAAGAAGUGUACGCAGCGGUGGUGACUCAUAUUUAUCCCUUAAUGAAAGAGAGAUUCACAUCUAUUGAGCAUCUAUCUUUCUUUGUCGAGCUCACAACUACCUCACUGGAGACCAGUAGACCCGAAUUCCAAAACAUUUUCACUUUUCUAUGCGUGGAUGAAAAAGUUAGCCCGAGAUUAAGUUUAAAAUACUUGUCGCAGUUGUUGGAAAACAGGCAAUUUCUGGUCAAUCUUUCAUUUUCGUUGAGUAAUUACCAAACAAUACUCAUACAGAGCUGGUUCCGGGUAUCAUUCCUUCUUCCCCAAGUUGAAGAUCUGACGGACGACUUGGAUCGUCUGAACAGUAUCGUGAAACGACUCCCACGUAUGGCUGAACUAGCCGUCCAAUCAAAAAUUCAGCCCAAUAGCAACGAGAUGAUUAUCGACUUUUUUCUAAUGAUGUCAGCAAAUCAUCAAAAUAUUCAGAAUUACAGUGAGCGGGCCACUGUCCGGGAUUCCUACCUGCAAUACAUCGGACCACUGGAUAAAUAUCUGACUAAUGGCUUUGUUGGAGGUCUUUGGGAAGCAGUUGAUCAGAUCACGCACAUCUUACGCCUAGGUGGGCAAAUGUACUUCCAGUGUGGCAAUAUCAUCUACACAAAGGGCAAAGUUGAUUGUUUACUGGCUCAGCUGAACAACGUACUUUUAAUUCCUAUCAGUUUUUCUGAUGUAAACAAGGAGCUCCCCGCUGCGGCCAUUUCCCCGCUACAACAAUACCUUCCGUCGUUUAUCUUCGGGCUAUUCCGGCUAAACCCGUCUCGGGAUCCGUACGUGAUGCGGUGCCUCAGCACAGUAUUCCAGACUUAUAUGACGCGGUUUCCGCCGAAUCAUUCCCAUCCUUUCACGCGAUGCUGGAUUGGCCUAGAAAGUGACCCCAUUUCAAACACGCUAGUGCCAAUCGUGAGGACUUGGUUUCUGCAGACCAUUGCAAGCAGCGUUCUGCCUCAGAAAGUAGCAAGGACGUCACCUUAUUUACAGCCGACUCUGCAUUGGUUAAAAUUUUUGAUAACCAACAAAGAUUGGAAACUCGAAAUUCUUAAAGUGAUUUUACUGCCGAUCUUUGAACUCUCAUUGAUCCUGGAUGAGAUGGUCGGAAAGAAAAAUGUCACGGAUUUCUUGCAGUCUGCGGUUUCUACGCCCAACGCUGAACAAAUGGCGGUGAUGGAGCAAGCAUUGAACGAGCUCAUCGGGCGCCAUUUGGCAUUCAAUUCCAGCAAACUUUUUAAACUAAUGGAGGUCAUUUCCUUCCUGAACGCAGAUCUGGUAAGGCGAACACUUCCCAAACUCAGAGAGCAAGUGGCCGUCACAGAAUUGAAACGCGGAAUAGGCACUGAUUCGGUUCUUAGGCAACUUCUCGGAACACUUGAACUCUCCUUGGGUUAGUCACGACAUUGAAUUGAUGGAUGCUGCUUUCAACAACAGAUACGCAUGUGACUGAAAGCCAAACAGUACGUGGGACAUAAAUAACUGGACAACAUUCUAGAUGACUGGUUGUCGUCGUGACCAUUAUAGUGUCACAAUUGGGCACUGCUUUACGAAAACGGACUGAAAGGUUCUCACCCAGCAGGGUACUUCGCAAAACAAGCCAAAGAGAGUCACAAAUUUCUUUUACAUGUUUGUUUUCCCCCUUUUUUUCCAAAAAUUUUCCCACGAGUUUCUUGUACACUUAUUUUCUAUUGUAUUGUUUCGUCGCCUUGGUUAAUUAAUUCUAGCACACA